AUGGCACUAUCGACAACAGGAAAUCUGAGUGAGGCCAAAGCCGCCCCUAAGUCAGAAACCAAAGGUGGAGCUGGUGGUGCUGCCUUCAAAUCCAUCAGUCCAGCAAGGAGUCCCACGAAGGGCGGAGACUUUGAUGUAGUGAAGGUAUCACGCAUUGCGAGUAUUGCCAUAAAACCUACGGGGGCUGGCAAUGGUUAUUCCUACCGAUCGUCUCUUGGAGGUGGCAAGAAGGCGUUUCACAAGAACGAAUCGAGCCCGAAGAAAGACAAAAGUAAGGAAAAGCAAAUUCCUGAAAAAAAGGAAACCUACAGCAGUGUUGUAAGCAAAGGAAAGAACGAAGAAAAGACGGAAUCAAGGACCAAGCAGAAAAGCAGUGGUGCAUCCACCAACGAGAAGACAAAAAGCAGACAAACGACGAGAUCUGAACACGAGAAAAGGAGCAGCAGCAGCAGCAGCAGUGUUGGCAAGAAAGAUUCCUCCAAAGGCGACAAAACAGUUCGGAAUAGAGCGAUUCGAGAACUACAAGAAAGAGAAGAGGAGGAGGAAUCAUCUGAUGAAGAAAUCAUCCCGGGCAAUGAUCCCAUGGACAUAGUCAGAGUUUCGCCUUAUGAGGGGAAUGCCAAUGCUGAAAAGGAGGUCAAGCUAUUCGAAGACUUACACAGCGUGCUGACCGAAGGCAGCAUUAAGGCUUCCAAAAUAUUUGGAGAAGUGAAUGCAAGAAUAAUGGUCCGAGCAUACAACCAAAUUGAUCAGUCUGGUAUGGUUUACAGCCAAGAGUGGGUCGACGGAGUUAUGCGUGGUAACCAUGUUGGAGUACUUCCGAAGGACCUUUUGCUUCUUUGUUUGAUCUCCAAUCGGCUAACCAAGGUGGACGAAUUCUUGAUGGCUGGGUUGACAAGAGAUUUGGAAUUGAUCAAGAUUAUCAAGGAAGCUGUUGAAGCCUGGGAUCUCGAGGACGACUAUAGGAAGAUUGCUGGAACGUCGGGAACUCUGAAGAACUUUACCUUUAGUAGUAAACGACGACAUUGCUUCAAAUGCGAAAUUUUUGUAGCGCGAGCGUACAGCUGCUAUAAGGCGUUUGGUUCCAAGGGACGCGUGGAUAAGUCACUCAUGGCAAAGGUCCGCAAGUGCCUGGAAAUCAUGGAGUCUCGAGUGCCCCAGCCAAAAGGCAAGGACAGCAAAAAACGGAAAAAGAGUUUGGAGAAACCUGUUGUGAUAGAGCCUCCUGUAGUGAUGGAGCAACCAGUCAAGGAAGAUCCUCCUCCUCCUCCAAAGCGAAAGCGAGGAAGACCUCCAAAGAAAAUUGAGGUCGCAGCCCAAGCAUUCGAGGAAUCGGACGAGAGUGUGAUGGAUCAUGAUGAUGAUAAUAUGGUGGAAGUUCCUGUGGAAGUCGCCCCUCGAUCGUCUAUGGGCGGAGCAGCUACUAGUAACAACAGCAACAACUCGAAGAAACGUGCAAAGAAAGAACCAAUGUCAGCCAUUGACAUUAUCGCGAAAUUUGAAGAGCAAUACCAUGGAGUAGGGAAAAUGUAUCUAGAAAUGGGAAAGACUUUGGCGUUGCUGAAGAGUACCAUAGAAGAAGACCAGUCAAAUCGAGAGCAAGAUAUACGCGAUGAAGUUCGAGGAGAACUCGUGGCAGAAAUGCAAAAGCGAAUCACCAAAAAAUAA
Cylindrotheca closterium is the source of this 1668-nucleotide messenger RNA. NCBI's taxonomy places the organism in Eukaryota, Bacillariophyta, Bacillariophyceae, Bacillariales, Bacillariaceae. The record is from the annotation of a GenBank genome assembly.